AUGAAGGCAGUGACGGUCCUGGGUGCACUGCUGGCCGUUGUGUGUCAGGUCAGCAGCAGUGGUCAGGUAACACAGAGCGAUCUGAACCCAGCUGUGCUGCACCCAUGGAGACACAGGAGUGCAGGUCCACAGGUCAGGGUCAAGAGAGACUGGAUCAUUCCACCAAUCCGAGUAUCAGAAAACAGCAAGCAGGUCCCUGAAGAUCUGGUCCAGAUCAAAUCAGACAAGGUUUUCACCGGGGAGGUGAUAUACAUGCUGGAGGGACCCGGGGUUGACCAGGACCCCAAAGGCCUCUUUGAAAUUGAUGAAAAAACAGGAUGGAUCAAGAGCAAAAUGCCACUGGACAGGGAAAAACACAAGAGUUUUAAGCUCAAAGCUUUUGCACUGUCCCCAAGUGGAGAGAGACUGGAAAGUCCCAGCACCAUUGAAAUUUACGUUCUAGAUCAGAAUGACCACAGGCCUGAAUUUACCCAGAAGGAGUUCAACGGCACUAUUCCUGAAUUCUCUGUUCCAGGAACUUCAGUGAUGCAGGUUACAGCGAUAGAUUCUGAUGAUCCACUGACAGAAAACGCAGCUCUGAGCUACUUCAUCAUUGGACAAGAUAGUUUCCCUCCCCACAGCAUUAACAAGACCAUGUUUGGCAUUAAUAACAAAACUGGAGUCAUCUACACUCGAGAUGUGGGACUAGACAGAGAUGUGGUGCAGUCCUUUAGGCUGACUCUGCAGGUGGCUGACAUGUCUGGAGUGGGCCUAACCUCCACCGGUCGUGCCAUCAUUCACAUCUCUGACAUUAACAACCAUGCUCCGAAAUUCCAUCCUACCACAUACAUCAUGAAUGCAAUGGAAAACAAGUACAUUGCGGAGUUGGGCAGGGUCAAUGCAACAGAUAAGGACCAGAAAGGUGGAGAUAACUGGAGGAUUAAGUACACCAUCGUAAAUCCUUCAGGGCACUUUGCCAUCCGCACAGACCCAGUUUCCAACCAAGGCAUCAUUUAUGUGGUUAAGACACUAGACUAUGAAUCCCAGGCAGAGUACCAGCUCAUUGUCAAAGCAGAGAAUGAAGUCAGGCUUAAAGCACCAUACGAGCAAAUACAGAGUGCUACAGUCACCGUCAGAGUGAUGAAUGAAAACGAGGCCCCAGUCUUCUAUAAAAACCCCAUUAAAGUGACUGUUGCAGAGUCCACUGUUCCCGGGACUGUCCUGGUCUCAGAUAUUGCUCAUGAUCCAGAUAAUUCCAAGCUAAGGUUUGAAUUCAUUCAGGAUCCUGAGAAUUGGCUUGCUAUUAACCAUGGAACUGGACAAAUCACAGCCAGGAGAUCCUUCAAUAUCCGGUCUCCCCACGUCAGGAACAACAUUUACUCUGCAAUUGUGAAAGUCAUAGAUCAGGAUGCUGGCGGAAUCUCUGCAACAGCUACAAUGGAGGUCAAUCUGUGGGAGACCAAUGAUUACCCACCAGUGCUGAUACCCUUGAGUGGGACUGUGUGCAGUGACAGGGACAGAGAUAAACUGGGACUUCUGCUUAGUGCUGUGGAUGAGGACAUGUCCCCUCAAGCUGACCCCUUCACUUUUUACAUUGCUGAUCAAAAUGUGGCUGCCAACUGGACCAUCAUAACUCUUAAUGAGACUCAUGCGGUUCUCCAGCCACUGAUAGACAUAGAGAAAGGGGAAUUCUUUAUUCCUGUGGUCGCAUCAGACUCUGGCUCUCCUUCCCUUUCCUCUGAUGCUCUGGUCAACGUGACUGUGUGCCCCUGUGACAGUUUCGGUGACUGCAAGAGCUACACCGCAGCCAUCUUUGAAACCAAAAUGGGAAUAAGUUUCAUUGCCCUUAUGAUUAUUAUGGGAUGCAUUGCUCUUCUGUUGUUACUGCUUGUUCUUGCUGUGGCGGUGAAGGGCUGCACAAGGCAGAACAUUAGAAAAGAAGGAGGUCUGCUGGUCGGAGUGUCUGACGAUGACAUCCGAGACAAUGUCUUUCACUAUGAUGAGCAGGGAGGAGGAGAAGAGGAUGAAGAUGCAUUUAAUAUUGAUUUUCUGAGGAACCCAAGUGACAUGGUCCCUGCCCCAGCCUCAUUUUUUCCACAAGACUGCAGCCUGCCCAGAGGAAAACAGCCUCUAAGGAAAGAUGCACCUCAUAACCUGCCUUCUCCUACAUAUCCACGCAAACCCCCAGGAGACCCGACCGACAUAGAAGAUUUCAUCAAUGUUUUAUAA
This is a messenger RNA of Sinocyclocheilus grahami, 2208 nucleotides long. Its product is annotated as cadherin-15-like. Gene Ontology annotation, molecular function: beta-catenin binding; calcium ion binding; cadherin binding. Bases 1 to 2208 code for a protein of 735 amino acids. The record is from RefSeq and is a predicted model, not a curated record. Gene Ontology annotation, biological process: adherens junction organization; cell-cell adhesion mediated by cadherin; cell migration. The transcript is spliced from 14 exons. Gene Ontology annotation, cellular component: plasma membrane; catenin complex; adherens junction. Lineage: Eukaryota; Metazoa; Chordata; Actinopteri; Cypriniformes; Cyprinidae.